Messenger RNA from Penicillium chermesinum, 357 nucleotides. RefSeq lists its product as uncharacterized. The coding region runs from base 1 to 357 and encodes 118 amino acids. The transcript has a single exon. The record is from RefSeq and is a predicted model, not a curated record. Lineage: Eukaryota; Fungi; Ascomycota; Eurotiomycetes; Eurotiales; Aspergillaceae.
AUGGCGUCGAUCCAGUUCGUUCUUAGUGUACCCCAUCCCGGAGGCACAGUGGGUAUUACGGACGCGCAACGGAGAGCGGCCCAUUCGCAUGCAGCUCGCAUACGACACGCUAAGGCGAGACGGUCGAGGACCAUACACCACCAGGCUCAGAAGAGAGACACAUCUCAGAAUCUGGAAGGAGUGAAGGGUGGGACAGAUCCGCAAAAAGAUACUAUCGACCUACGAAUCUGCCGCGCUCUCUCUGCAGGCCGGAAGGACCCGUUCAUGAGCUUUGCAUUACUCUUAAGCCCAUUGGAGCAUUGGCUGUUUGACCAUUGUAACUGCUGCCCCAUAAAAUAUCUUACUUGGGUAGUCUAA